Messenger RNA from Vicia villosa (hairy vetch), 1059 nucleotides. RefSeq lists its product as uncharacterized. Lineage: Eukaryota; Viridiplantae; Streptophyta; Magnoliopsida; Fabales; Fabaceae. The coding region runs from base 1 to 1059 and encodes 352 amino acids. The transcript has a single exon. The record is from RefSeq and is a predicted model, not a curated record.
AUGUCAUGCUUUGGUGGAGGUACGCUUUUAUCCCAAUCUUCUCUUCAUCUCUCUUCUUUAAAUUCAUCUACUUCUUCUCCUUCUUUUUGGUGGAAAGAUGUUAUUUCUUGUGGUGACUUAGAGAGGGUGGAUUCCUUUUCCGACCAUUGUAUUUUUAAAGUGGGUAAUGGUUUUUCUACACCCUUUUGGGAAUCAAGGUGGAGGAAUAAUAGGUGUUUGAGAGAGGAGUUUCCGGAUCUAUACUCCUUAUCGGCUUUGAAAAAAGUGUCGGUGGCGGGUAUGGGGGGUUGGACAAACGGCAAUUGGGAAUGGGGAAAUUGCGGUAUUUUGGAAACACUUAUAGAUAGCCAUCAUAUGAGAUUGAAUUUGGAUCUUUUUCGGAGUUUUAUAGUCGGUGGCGGUCCUACUAGUGAAGAGAAGGAUGAGGUUAGGUGGAGCGCUUCGGGGGAAGGCACUUUUUCGGUGGCUUCUUGCUAUAGUCUUAUGGCAAGGAACCGUAUUCCGUGUGGCCCUUUUGAGAAGUUCAAUGAAGUUUUAACUUUGUGUUGGAAGAUGGAUGUCCCUUUCAAAAUCAAGACGUUCGGGUGGAGGUUUUUUGUAAAUAGACUUCCUUUCAAGGAUUUAUUAUCGGUUAGAGGUAUAGUGUUACCACCGGAUAAUUUAAGGUGUGUUUUUUGCGAUACCGUUCCGGAAAACCGUGAUCACUCUUUUUUAAAAUGUAAAGGGGUGGAGGUGGUGUGGAGAGAUAUUUCUUCUUGGAUUGGGAAGCCUUGGAGGGUAAUGGAUGAAGAGUGCAAAGCUAGUUUUAUGGAUUGGUAUUCUUUUUGUAAAAAGAAAAAGGUUAAGGUGAACAAAUUAGGUGUAGUGUGGAUAGGUACCAUGUGGAUUCUUUGGAUUAGUAGGAACGGUAUUUGCUUCCGGAACGAAGUUUGGGAUGUAAAUAAUACAUUGUGGAAGAUUAAAUCUUUGUUGUGGAAAUGGUCUUUUUUUGGAGAAAUUACACAACCCAUUAGUAGCUUUUACGAGUUUAACAAGGAUCCGUUGUUAUUCCUAUCGUAA